AUGAACCCCUCUGCGAACAUGCUGCAGCUUUCUCAGGGUGGCCUCUCCCUUGACGUGCCCGACGAUUACAAUGCGACCGACAAUGCCACCGCGAAGUUGGACAAGCAGUUCAUCCACUAUGUCGCCAAUUUGACCUCCUUCGUCUACGGUUCUCAAUCUAGGCAGUACGCGCUCGACGUCUUCACCGUGGAGCAGACCUUGGCCAGCGCAUCAGCAGACCCCGCAGACAUGAGGGACCCUUACGCAACCUACAACAACCUCACCCUGGCCCAGCUCUACGCCUUGACGCCCAACAUCCCUGCUGAGGCCUGGCAAAGCUACUUCAAAUACGCCGGCAUUCCCUUGGAUUACUCCUCCGACUCCGUCGUCGUGAAUGUGGCGGUGCCCAAGUUCUUUGCUGGGCUGUCGUCCAACAUUGCGAUCUUGACCAAUCAGUUCCAGGAUUUCAGCAUGUUCUCGAACUACCUGCGAUACAAGCUUCUGGACUUUGCCGCACCGCACCUCUCCACCCGAUUCGUCGAUGCCCACUUUAACUUCUACGGCACCAUCCUCUCUGGCCAACAGCAGAAUUCGCCACUGUGGAAGCGCUGUGUGCAGCAGACCGAUGUUUCGCUGGGUGAGCUGCUCGGCCGCUAUUUCGUCAGCUAUGCCUUCUCGCCCGCGGCCAAAGGUCUGGCUGAGGACAUGAUGACCAGAAUCGAGAACGCCUUCCGCAAGAACCUGCCUGGUGAGCUCUCCUCGCUGUUGUUGUUUGUGUUGUACUGGACACUGAUCAGCAAUGGGCUGCUAGGCGUGGACUGGAUGGAUGACGUCACCCGUAAGCUCGCCGAGGAAAAGCUGUCGAUGGUGGCCAAGCUUAUCGGCUAUCCGGAGCACUGGAAGGACUACUCGGACCUCAACAUUGACCGCGAGGCAUACCUGGCGAAUGUGUUGGCCACUUCGCAGUUUGCUGCGGAAGAUCAGUUCGCCCAACUGCCUCUUCCAGUCGAUCGCUACCGGUGGGAGAUGACCACGCCCACUGUCAAUGCCUACUAUGAGCCCUCGCUCAAUGAGAUUGUUUUCCCUGCAGGCAUCUUGCAGUCGCCUUGGUUCUUCGACGUGGAUUACCCGCCUCAGAUCAACUACGGUGGCACCGCCUCGGCGAUGGGGCAUGAGCUCACUCACGGAUUUGAUGACCAGGGAGCCAAUUAUGAUGGCACGGGCCGGCUGCACCAAUGGUGGCCGCAGAAGGUGAAGGACCGCUUCGUUGAGCGAACUCAAUGCGUUGCCGACCUGUACUCGGGCUUUGAGGUCCUGCCGGGUCUCUUCCUCAAUGGCAACCUCACGCUGGGCGAAAACGUGGCUGACAUCGGAGGCUUGCAUGCUUCGUAUGUGGCCUACGCGGACUACGCCGCCUCGCUUCCCACGCCCCCGCCUGAAGUGAUUCCUGGCAUCAACGACAAGCAGCUCUUCUUCAUCGCAUACGCCAUUUCCUGGUGUGAGAUCGACACCCCGGAGGCGCUCACCAGGCAAGUGAAGUCGAACCCGCACUCGCCGGCCAAGUUCCGUGUCAAUGGUCCUGUGUCACAGUUGCCCGCCUUCGCCGAGGCCUUCAAGUGUCCCGCCACCGCGCCCCUCAACCCGCCCACCCGCUGCAACGUCUGGUGA
Molecule: messenger RNA, 1647 nt
Organism: Acanthamoeba castellanii str. Neff
Lineage: Eukaryota; Discosea; Longamoebia; Acanthamoebidae
Product: metallopeptidase
Exons: 13
Coding region: 1-1647 (548 amino acids)
Biological process (GO): protein processing
Cellular component (GO): plasma membrane
Molecular function (GO): metalloendopeptidase activity
Source: RefSeq, a predicted model, not a curated record